AUGGACGCACACCACCUGCUCGACGAAACGCCCGGGAGAACACGGGCCAGCUUCAUCGUGCGCGCGCUCAGGGACGAGCCGCCCCACGACGCGGAAGCCCUCCACUGCUCCUCCAUAAAGUCCGGCGCCGUGCUGGACCCGCCCGUGCGCACCUCGCUCCUCACAGCCUACGCCCGGAGCCGCCGGGGCGCCGCCGCCGACGUGCGCGCCGCUCUGGCGCUCUUCCACGAGGCCGCCGACCCGGACAUGAUCCUGUGGAACGCCGCGGUCAGUACCCUCGCCCGUAGCUGCCAUCUCGCCGACGCCGUGGCUCUUUUCCGGCAGAUGGCGGCCGUGCUCGGGACGUUCGAUUCGACGACCGUGGCGGUCAUGCUCUCGGGGGCGUCGCGGGCCGGCGACCUGGAGCUCGGGACAGCGAUUCACGCCGCGGCCGUGAAGAGAGGCCUUGCAGACACAGAGCUGAACCUCUGCAAUGCUCUCGUCGACAUGUACGCCAAGUGCGGACGCUUCCGCGCUUCCGAGACCGUGUUCUGGAGCAUGCUGUGCUGGGACACUGCCUCUUGGAAUUCUGUGAUAGGCGGAAGCGCGUUCAACGGACUUUUUGAGGUUUCGGCUCGUUACUUCAGGGACAUGGCCCGGUCGGCGGUUCCGGUGGAUGAGGUGACGCUGUCUUCUGUCCUUUCAGCCUCUGCUCGCGCAGACGAUCUUUUCUCCUUUGGGAAGUCUGUUCAUGGCUGUGUCGUUAAAAGCGGUUACGAGUACACGGCGUCUUGCUCGGUACCGAAUUCCCUGAUAACAUUUUAUUCCCAGCUUGGGUUUCCCGAGGAUGCAGAGACGGUCUUCUUGAAAAUUCCUAACAGAAACUUGGUAUCGUGGAAUGCUAUGGUCAAGGGACUGGUGGAGAAUGAAAAGGUCAGAGAAGCCCUCGGUAUUUUCCGAGAAAUGACAUCAGAGUUCCAGCCAGAUCUUGCCGCUUUGGUUACCGUAAUUUCAGGCUGCGCUGAUCAAGGACUACUGUGUGAAGGAAAAGAAAUCCAUGGAUACGUAGUCAGGAAAGGCCUCCUAAAUGAUGAUGAGGAGUCUUGUAUAGGAAACAGCUUGCUUGGUUUGUAUAUGAAAUGUGAUGAUUUGGCUACUGCGAACCUUUUGUUCAGGGCAAUGCCUACAAGAGACCUGAUCUCAUGGAACACAAUAAUUUCUGGUCACUCAAGAGAUGACACACUGAGAGUAGAGGCUCAGGCUAUGUUCAAAGAGCUGCUUUCUGAAGGUUUAAGCUGCACCUUGACAACUAUACUAGCUGUUCUACCUUCAUGCUCUCGUCCGGAAGACCUUGGCUUUGGCAAAGCAGUUCACUCUCUUGUCCUCAAGAAUGGAUUUGCAAGUGGAGUUUCAGUUGUUAAUGCUCUGAUGCACAUGUACAUAUGCUGUGGGAACUCAUUGGCUGCCUUCGUUCUGUUGGGAAGUAUAAUGGCAGUGUCGGAUAUUAUUUCAUGGAAUACAGUCAUAGUAGGAUGUGUACAUAAUGCACUACAUGGAGAGGCGUUGGAAGCAUUUCGGUUCAUGCAUUCAACUUUGCGAGUAAAUCCUGACAGCGUUACGCUUGUUAGUGUUUUAUCAGCAUGCGGAACCCUUAAACUGCAGUCCCUAGGAAAGUCCAUCCACUGCAUGUCACUGAAGCUGCUUGCAUGCAGUUUGAGGGUUAAGAAUGCCCUGUUAACCAUGUAUUUCCGGUUUGCAGAUACUGAAAGUGCCGAGUUAAUCUUUUAUAGUCUCGGAGAUGAGAAAUUUGUGCUCCUGAAAUUGUAUGAUCUCUGGUUUUGCACAGAAUAACAAGGCUGGAGAGCGUUACAGUUCUAUCAGAAGAUGGAAGAUUUUGCGCCUAAUGAAAUGUCUACUGUUGGUAUUAUAUGUGCUUGCACUCAACUCGGGGAUCUUAGACAUGGAAAGAGCAUACAUGGGCGUGUGGUCAAGUCUGAUCUUCAAAAUAAUGUCUUUGUUUCAGCAUCUCUAGUUGAUAUGUACAGUAAGUGUGGAAGACUCAGCAGUGCUGUCAAAGUAUUUGAAUCCUCUGCUGAAAAAUCGAUUGCCUGCUGGAACUCCAUGAUAUCAGCUUUAGGAUUUCAUGGGCAUGGGUUGCGACCGAUAGAGCUUUUCUGCAAGAUGAUUCAGUCUGGAAUUAAAGCCACAAGAAGUACUUUUAUUGCUCUUUUGUCAGCUUGCAGUCAUUCUGGACUCACUGAUGAAGGAUGGAAGUAUUACCACCUUAUGUCAGAGAAAUUUGGGAUUACUCCUACAGCAGAACACCAUGUAUUCAUGGUAGACAUGCUUGGGCGUGCUGGUCGGCUGCAGGAUGCACAUAAAUUUGUGGAGAGUUUACCAUCCAACGAAGCACAUGGAGUUUGGGGCGCACUGUUAAGUGCUUGCAGUUACACGCCUGAGCUCAAGAUGGGCGAGUCCAUUGCCAAGCAUUUGCUCUGCCUGGAGCCUGAAAAUAGCGGUUAUUAUGUGACUAUUUCUAACCUGUAUGCAUAUCAAGACAUACCAUGCGGUGCAGUCCAGGUUAGGGGCAUUUUGCAAGAUAAAGGAUUGAUGAAGCCGCGUGGUCCCAGCAUUGUUGGAUAAAGGGUGGCAAAUGAUCAUGGAUUCAUGGAAGCUAUGAUUCUUACACGUGAAGACUGGAGAAGUACUGCCUGUGGCGUCAUCACCUCCCAGCAAAAAGACAAGGAAGGUAACAAGGGGAGAGCCCCUGCACAUUGAUCCUUUGGACCAGAGUUCUGGUGAGCUGCUACCAAAUGUAAAGACUGGAGACGUGCUGCCUUGGGCAUCAUCACCUCCUAGCAAAAAGACAAGGAAGGUAACAAGGGAAGAGCCGCUGCAUGUGGAUCUUUUCGACCAGAGUUCUGGUGAGCCGCUACCAUUACCAAUUCAGGAUUUCAUCGAGGAGCGGAGAGCCUACUUUGCGGAGAUCGAUGCGUUUGAGAUGGUUGAGGAGUUCGUUUCAUCAGGAAGUGAUCUACAGUAGAUGUUUUCGACCUUCUGCUUCGUGCUUUAUAUGAAGUAUAUAAGUUGGAUAUAUACACAGGAAAUGGAAGAGAACAAGCACAUAUUGCACAUGCGUAUAGUCUUGUAGAAAUUAGCAGAGUUUCCUCGUAGAUUGCGGAGUGAAGUGUAGUAUUGCAAUGACUCCCUUAGAUUGCCAUAUCCUCCACUGGUAGUAAUAAGCAGUCUCAGUUAAACCUCUGUAGUAAAUAUAAAGGGUGGUGGUAUAAUACUGGUGGAUCUUACAUG
Molecule: messenger RNA, 3288 nt
Organism: Lolium rigidum
Lineage: Eukaryota; Viridiplantae; Streptophyta; Magnoliopsida; Poales; Poaceae
Product: pentatricopeptide repeat-containing protein At4g19220, mitochondrial-like
Biological process (GO): RNA modification
Molecular function (GO): protein binding; RNA binding
Source: RefSeq, a predicted model, not a curated record